This is a messenger RNA of Capsella rubella, 710 nucleotides long. RefSeq lists its product as uncharacterized. The record is from RefSeq and is a predicted model, not a curated record. The coding region runs from base 1 to 615 and encodes 204 amino acids. Lineage: Eukaryota; Viridiplantae; Streptophyta; Magnoliopsida; Brassicales; Brassicaceae. The transcript has 2 exons.
AUGAAGGGACAGAACAAAAGCUCAACUUCUUCUUGUAAUAUACAUCCAGUAGAUUUUGUUGAAGGUGUGUGUCCUCUUUGUCUUAACGAGAGGCUUCUGGUCUUAGCUACUCUACAGAGUCUACGUCCUAAAUCUCCUUCAGUUUCAUACCAAACCAAACAAGAACCCAAAGUCAUCCUUCAAGAUCCACCUAGAAAGAAACCUAUCAGAGUGUCCUCCUUAUUUAGCUUCUUCGAACUCCGACAUCAUUAUGAUCAGAAGACUGAUCACCAAAACACCUCUAUCAUUAGUCCAGAAGAUUCAUUCAUUUCGAUCAACUUCGAAGACAACCAAGCAACUUCAUGGGAUAAAGGAAAAGAACAUUGCAAGGCUUCAUGUAAUUAUCAAUAUCAACAUGUCAUGCUCGACAAGAAGAAGAUGGAGAUUGUUCCUCAGCCUAUGCCACGUUCUCAACUAACGUGGAGGAAACGGAUUCGUCGGCUCUUGCGAGUCAUCAGUUUCAAGAACCGGUCUAGAGCAUGCCAUUUGUCUGCCAAGGUUGAAGAUGAAGAUGACUUGAGAAGAAGUUGGCUAAGGCCUUUGUCCCCCACCACCAACAAGACACCCCCAAUUUAGUUUACUCAUAACUGCAAUAUUCAUUUGUUUAAAUAUUAUGUUAUUACAACUAUUUUUCUCUCUUACAAUAAAAUUAGGACGACUUUUCCUUGUUA